CCCCGAGCGCCAAUGUAACGGCUUAGUUGGCUCAGCAAAGAUGGAGUCCGACACAGAGGAAAGGGUCUCUCCCUUGGCAGAUUAACACAGUGCACAUUAGUUCCCUGUCUGGAAAUUUAGCACAGAUGCCAUGGCCCUUCAGAAAAAGGAAGUGCGCGCAGAUUUAAUAUUGUUUACACUCAAGUGUGUUUUUGUGAUCUGGUUUCAGUGCCAGUCACUUCCCAUUUGUUCUGGUGAGAAUCAAAUAGUUGUUUCUAAAAGCUUGAGUGUCUUAGACACUUCAUUUAAAAAGCUUUCUAAGACACAGCCCUCUUAGGCCAAGCUUCAUGGAGACAUAUUUAAAGUUGCAGAUGCAGAACUAACAUCAACACUUAUCUGGUAGGAUGUGGUUUUGAACUACAAUGGCAUUUUCCAUGAAACCACUGAAUUUCUGCAAACUCGUAUACAUCAGUGCAAUAAUAUCUACUUUUAGCAGCUUACUUGAAACUUCUGGGCCACGACUCAGUCUGGAAAUGAAACGGCCAGAGGAUUUUGAGUACUUUUUAUCAUGGAAAGCGGGAAAUAGUUCAAGGACACCAGCAUGCUACACAGUGAUGUAUAAGGAGAGUAAUGUUGACUGUAAUUUACCUACCAUGGGAACAGAGUUGAAAUCAGCAGUGAGAGGCCAAGAACAAGUUAAUUCUUACAACAACUCCAGGCAAGUAAAAUACUCUUUAGAAGUUGAUGCUCAUAUCUAUAUUUGUCCUGAUGGUCUUUUUACCUCAGGAGGAUCCAGUUUCAUGGUUCUUUCUGGUCGAUGCUUGCAUCUCCAUCACAGACAUUCUCUUUUCCCCCCCACCAGGUCGCAGCAAAGUCAGGAUCCAGACCAUCAUGUUCUAGGACCAUGGGAACUGGCUACCUGUCCAGCUUUGUCAGAAGCAGAUGCACAGUCACCAGAAAUAAAGUACGUUCUAAGGUGGAGGAUGAAAAGAAAUUCUCAGCAGAAACCCAGUAAAGUUGGACCAACAUUUUGGCCAAUUAUCAUGCAUUUCUUUGGAAUCACUGUUUUCCUAUUGAAAAAAAUGUAUUCAUUCUUGUUUCUAUGUAGUUUUCUAAAAUCAAGCUACCAGAAAGUCCAGGAAUGUACCCAUAUUACAAGGCCAUUCUGUAAUCUAACGAAUGAAUUUGCAGAUUUUUGCAAAGGAUACAUGAUUAUCAUAGUAAUACAAUACACCAGCAAUGGAAUAAAUUAUUCAGAUGGUCUGUCUUUCAGUCCAUACUUUUCACGAUGCUUUAGGCCACCCCAGUUUAAUAUUUCUGUUUGUCAAAGCUGUGUAAACGUCACCGUGAAACUUUCACCUCUGUUACUUAAAGUUUAUCAAGAACUUCAUUAUACAAUCACAGUGGAAACAGCUGAUAUCAAGGAAAAUCGUAUUGAUAAUAAAACCAAACAUGACAGUUUCUUCACUGUUCUUGAAGAUUUGCAUCCAAAUAAAAAUUACUGCAUUGCUGUUCAUGUGUAUACAGUUCAUAACAAGCAGUGCACUUCCACCAUUCCAAAAUGUGUUAUGAUUGACUCCAACAAUAGACAAGAUCAUAUUAUACUUUCAAUCUUGGCUGUAUUAAUGGUGUUGGUAGUGGUACUCUGUCUGUUUAUCCUGCAUAAGACUGGUUUUAUUUUUUUAAAAAGGAAAAAGUGGCCACGUGUCUUGAUCAUCAAACAUAGCAUGGCUUAUUCAAUCUUUGGAUCGGAUGUCGAAGAAGUGCAUAACGUCCAAGUCCAGGAAAGUAAAGAACAGCAACACAGUGAGGAUGAGGACAGUGAAAGUGAUGUUGAAAGUAACUUCGAUACUAAAUGUGGCACCUUGAACGAGAUUUCAAAAUUCUUCUCUGAGGUAGACAUCACUCAGAAGCUGUCCAUAGGCUGCUCAGCUACUACAAAUGAGCUGACCAGAACAUUAGAUAAUACAACAGAAAAAAAUCAGAAUGAUAUUGACAAAGGCAGCCCAAUUACCCAAUUAUAUCCUUCUGAAGUGAAUUCCACCCAUGGAGCAGAAUCAGAACGUAGAGGCUGCUUAAAUGUAAACUUAAAUACUGUGAUGCUAGGAAUAUUGGAUGAAAAAUUGGAUUUUUCUACAACAUUUGACCAUGAAGAUAUACCAGACUUGAAGGAGUCCUGUAUUUCUGAUGCAUUUGAACCAAACCAUUUCACUGAAAUGCCAGAUAGGCAGAGCUUUGAUGUUCAAAGCCCUCUUUGUUCAUGGGAAAAUCUUAGUGGGUCUGAAGACAGUGAAUCAUCUGAUUCAGAAACAGAAUGUACCACUGGAUAUAUGAGAAGAUGAAUCCAUGAAAAGAUAUGUGUGUGUGUGUGUGUGUGUGUGUAUACGUGUAUAUGUAUACGUAUACGUAUAUAUGUAUAUCGGAAGG
Messenger RNA from Candoia aspera, 2406 nucleotides. RefSeq names its product interferon alpha/beta receptor 2-like. Lineage: Eukaryota; Metazoa; Chordata; Lepidosauria; Squamata; Candoiidae. Gene Ontology annotation, biological process: cytokine-mediated signaling pathway. The record is from RefSeq and is a predicted model, not a curated record. Gene Ontology annotation, cellular component: plasma membrane. The transcript has 12 exons. Bases 402 to 2321 code for a protein of 639 amino acids. Gene Ontology annotation, molecular function: protein binding; interleukin-22 receptor activity.